CGGAACUGACGCACAUAGACGAGGCUACCUUCUGACAGCAUAUUUUCGCCUUUCGCUUAUUCUUUUUAAUUAUAUUUCUUUAUAUAUAGGCAUAAUCAUGUCUAUAUUUACGCCAACAAACCAAAUACGACUGACAAAUGUGGCGGUGGUGAGGAUGAAAAAAGGAGGGAAGAGGUUUGAAAUCGCCUGCUACAAGAAUAAAGUUAUGAGCUGGAGAUCAGGAGUGGAGAAGGAUCUGGAUGAAGUUUUACAGACACAUUCUGUUUUUGUAAACGUAUCCAAAGGUCAAGUGGCGAAGAGGGAUGAUUUGUCCAAAGCUUUUGGUACAGAUGAUCUAACAGAAAUCUGUAAACAGAUCUUGGCUAAAGGCGAGCUUCAAGUGUCAGACAAAGAAAGGCAGAGUCAGCUGGAGACAAUGUUCAGGGACAUUGCCACUAUUGUUGCUGAAAAGUGUGUCAACCCUGAAACCAAGAGGCCGUACACUGUCAGUCUGAUUGAACGGGCCAUGAAGGACAUCCACUACUCUGUUAAGGCCAACAAAAGCACAAAGCAGCAGGCUCUGGAAGUGAUCCGGCAGCUGAAGGAGACUAUGGAGAUCCAGAGAGCCCACAUGAGGCUGAGGCUGGUGCUUCCAGCCAAAGAAGCCAAGAAGCUGAAGGAGAAGCUCAAGCCACUGCUGCAGGUUGUGGAAAGUGAGGACUUUGACGAGGAGCUGGAAAUGGUGUGUCUGGUCGACCCCGGCUGCUUCAGGGAGAUCGACGAGCUGAUCCGAUGUGAGACCAAAGGCCGAGGUUCUCUGGAAGUCCUCAAUCUGAAGGACGUGGAGGAAGGAGACGAGAAGCUAUAGUGGCCUGAUGAAGUCAGGACUCUGAACUUAACCUUCACUAACUCACACCGCUGUGGCACAUAAACCCUGCAUUAACAUUUAUAUUACUCCAUAUGUUAGUACUCAAACAUAGGUGUAGUGGUUCUAUAACACUGGGAUGAAGUACUAACAUAUGGAGUAAUAGAAAAAUGUUGUGAAACUACUACAUCUGUGUCGAAGUACUAACAUAUAAACAGCAAUUUUCCAUUAUAGAAGCAAUUUAAGACGGGAUUGAAGCUAAAUCAGUCAUUCCUAUCCCCCCACCUCAGGAUAUUUUAAGAAUUUGACUGAAUAUUACUUAAUCCUUGUUGGGAACAGUUUGAUAAUACAGUUUAAACUGGAAAUAGCAGGUCAGUAAAUGUUUCAGAUGGCCUGUAUUCAGUUAUUUAUUAAGUUUUUUCUGAACCAGCAGCAGUUCUGUGCACACCUCCCAGUUCCAUGCAUUAUUAUUUUGUUAUUUUUAUGAAUAAAUAUGGAACUGCA
This is a messenger RNA of Sphaeramia orbicularis (orbiculate cardinalfish), 1348 nucleotides long. It is a transcript of the gene sbds, whose product is annotated as SBDS ribosome maturation factor. Gene Ontology annotation, biological process: ribosome biogenesis; cytosolic ribosome assembly. The transcript has 5 exons. Bases 98 to 847 code for a protein of 249 amino acids. NCBI's taxonomy places the organism in Eukaryota, Metazoa, Chordata, Actinopteri, Kurtiformes, Apogonidae. The record is from RefSeq and is a predicted model, not a curated record.